AGAAGAGCCCUAAGAAAGACUUUUUGCAAGUCCCAAAACAAGGAUCAGGAAAGCAUCCCCGCAUAAGAGUUGAUGAAGAAAUGGGGAAGCAUCAGGAACCCCGUAGAAGGUACAGAGAUGAAGAGGAAAGCCAAGAGGAAUACGUGGAUGAUAACCAACAAGAGGUUCAAGAAUCUGAACAAGAAUCUAGUGAGGAGCCUCGUCCAAAGAGGCCAAAACACUCUCUUUUACCAUCAGAGAGCGAGUAUGAGUCUACAGAUGGCAACCCAGAGAAUGACUGCGACUGGUGAAAGCAAGACUUCUAUGAUCCAGUCACUUUGCCUUGAGAACACCAAAUUUGUAGGAAGUGAUUCCAACGUGUCAUCCACAAAAGGCUCAAAGUAAGAAGAAUAGUCAGGUGCUUGACUUGAAAAGAGAAGGCGCCACUCGAUUACUUAAAGAAGUAUAUGAAGAAAAAGGACAGGAAGCUCUUUAAGAAGGUUAGAGACCAUAUAAAAGUUGAAUCAAAUCCAAAGCUUCACUUUUGCCCAAUUGAAGGCUGACCAAAAGUUGUUGAAGGCAUUAAAGGCAAAAAGAAUACUCCCAAGUUUGUAACCUGAGCAAAUGGGCAUUCAUUUUGCAUUCUGUGCAAUCAGAUUAAGCAUAAAGGGAAGACUUGAGAGGAAGCUAAAAGCAAAUGGUCUUUUUAUGAUAAUCCAAAAACUAGGAGAUGUCCUCACUGUAAAACUAUUAUCCAAAUCACAAAAGUUGUAGAUGCUCAUGACCUUGAGUGCCAAGUCUGAGGAAAUAAAGUACCCGAACAGAAAAGGAAACAUCGAAGCACUCUUGGGAAUAUUCUCACCUAUGUAUUUCUCAUCUUUAUGACUCCUUUCUCUGCUGCAAAAUAAAGUUUACAAAAGCACUGGACUGAAGGACGACCUGAAACCCAAAGACGAAUAUGAUGACAGUGAUGAUGAAGAAGAAAAGAACAAAGAGAGAGAAGAAAGAGAAUCAAAAAUGCCUGUUAAAAUCCCACCUGGUCUCAAGAAAGCAGGCAAAAUUCUUCUAGUUGUCCUUACAAUCGUUGUAAUGAUCUUUGGAGGAGCAGUAAUCUUAGCACCAUGAGCUUAUUUUAUGAGGAUUAAAUCGCAUAUGGAGGAAACAGAAGAAAAGCUGUCUUUUAAAAAUCAAUUCGAUCUUGACAGUGAUGAAGAGGAAAGUGAUAGCGAGUAUACAUAA
Messenger RNA from Moneuplotes crassus, 1218 nucleotides. The record is from the annotation of a GenBank genome assembly. Lineage: Eukaryota; Ciliophora; Spirotrichea; Euplotida; Euplotidae.